UCUUACAUCUGUCUUCUUCUACGUUUUUUUUUUUUAUAUAUAUAUCUUAGGUAAACCCUAGAUCCACAAUUUUGAAACCCCAGGAUUCGAAUUCUCAUUUUAUUCCUUCUCAAAAUCUAAUUAAGCGUCGAUUAAGGUUUAAGUUCAGGAGCUUGAUUACCGGAGGUUUAGAGCUUAAUUAGUCAGUUGUUAGGUAGUGUAUUCAUCUGUUAGUUCCUAUGGUUGAGUUAAGAAGUCGAACCCAAUUGAACUCUCAAUUGCAUUAUAUCCGGGCUAUUAAAGGAGGAUCGAUCAAAAUAGUGAUGAAUACGGAUGGAAGAAGGAAACCAAAGCUCAGGUUUAGGCAGCUGGUUGAUAUAUACAAUCUGGAAAACAGUAAAGUUGAUGAGUUAGUUCCAACAGUAGUCAGGGAUUUGGAGAAUAUUUCUGACAUUACACAAGGUUUGUUUGGUGCUGAGGUGAAUAAGAAAGCUGAUUCUGAAGAUUUUAGCAUGAUAACUCUGGAGAAGAUUCGGAACAGGAGAGAUGUUGAGACAGCGUCAAACGUUCAAGUUAAAAAAGAGUACUUGACUCAAGAUGAAGGGUGUGAUAUUGAGGAGCCUCUUAGCAGUUGGGAUACGAAAUUCUCCAAGAAAAGAAAGAGAAUACAGGAGCGGAAAGCAAAGUGUGUUUCUACUGCCUCUCCAUCUGUGGAAAAAGUUGUUGAUUUGCCUGUGUUCUUUCAUGUGAAGUCUGAAGCUUGGGAUGAUAGCUAUUCAGUUUCUGAAGCCAUGGAGUUGAAUCCUGCUGAUCCUUUACUAGAUUGUAGCAAAGAGUCAGGAUCUUAUACAAAUACGGUGUUGGUGGAAGAGAUAAUGCUCGAUUCGUCCAGGGACAUGAGGCUGGUUCCAUGUUGCAUUGCAGAGGCGAAUGUAUCCGGAAUGGUAGCCAUUGAAGAUCCCGUAACUAUAAAGCCGGUGGAGGAAGCUUUUGAAGAUGCAUCAGACGAGUUUAACGAUACUAGGAAAGCGCAAUGCUGUCUUGCUUUUGAGGAUAAGCAAAUUGUUUUGUACAGUAGUGCGUCUGAAGAGGAGAUGGAACUGGAUGUUGCACAAGAUUCAGAAUCUGAGAACAUUGGUUGUGUCCAAAGCCUCAUUUCUUCCUACGAAAGCUCGGAUUGCGAAGAAGAAGUUGAAGAGGAUGAGGAGAACAAUUAUUUAAAGCCUAACGUAGACAUGAGCGUAACUGGUUUGGAGAUUGUGAAGAUAGAAGCUCCAGAAAUACUUGCUAUUGAUUACCCUGGUUCCCCCAUCAUUAAUUUUGGUGUAGAAAAUGCCGAGAUUGAGUGGGAAACUGAAGACAUUAGUAAGGAUGAUUUCCCUGAAGCAACUGUUAUUCUCCAGCUGACCAACUAUUGUAAUUCAUUGGAGAAUUUGCAAGUGGUUCCUGAUGAAAACACAAUUGCAAUAGAAGAAGAAUAUUUGCCAGAAAGAUCACAACAAUCUUUAUACUCCAAGCAUCAAGAUGAAGCAGGAGACUACAAACUAUCACCACUCUAUAAGGAGCCUGACGAGGUUCAAAAAGUUGCUGAGACUGAGAGCAUCCAGCAACAACAGCCACACCACCAACCAGAAAAACUACUCUCAGGGAGAAAGGCUUUAUCUCCUACCUCUCAAGCAAAACUUCGCAAGGCAAUGGAGCAUCCCGAUUCACCUGAGAAAAGGAGUAAAAAAUCCAUAGGGAAACUCUUUUUCAGUAGCCAAAACUCGCAUAGGAUCCUCAAGGCUCAAGGGCUGGAUAACAUCGACAGAGUGGAAAUCAUUCCAAGCUCAAAGCAGGCCAUUCAAAAAGCAAAUAAUACUACUCGGCAAACGAAGUAUCAAAAAACCACACAGAAGUUUCCACGUCGAGUUGCUCAAGCAGCAAAAGCACAACCUUUUAGCACUGGGUGCACUUCUAUACAAGGAUGCUCACAGAAAGCUAUUGACUUCUCGCAAGGGCAAAUGCGUGAUUUCCAAUGUGUUGCGGCUAGGCUCACAAAAGAGUUGAAAUCGAUGAGAAAAGUUACAAAGAGGUGUCUUUUAGGUGAAAGCAACACCUCCAACAUUUCUGACUGUAACUUAGAUGAGGUGAGAACAUUGAUUGGAAAUGCAGAAAAAACUGAAGAGGGCUGCAAGAAAUGGAUGUCGAUGAUAGAGCGUGACUGUAAACGGUUUUGCAAACUCAUGGGUAUGGUCAAAGAAGAAUCUCCAGCUACUGAAAACAUUGUUCAGAAGAAAAAGAAGAUAAGAUUUGCAGAUGAUGCAGGGGGAGAUCUUUGCCAAGUCAAGGUUUUUGAGAUUGAUUUGGAAUAUGAAUCAUGAACAAAGUCUGUAAAAGUAAUGUAAAAACUCUCCACACCAUUUGUACAUUUACAUUGUCUUGAGAUUUGACGAGAGAUAAAGACCAUUUUAGUCCAAAAACAAGAUGACUUUACUUAGUUUUCGCAUAACAACAUUUAUUGCAACAGCUUUAACCAAUCUUGUCAAGAUUGGUCUGAUGAUUAACAGAAAAUAACCACAUGUGAAAGAGUGUACAAUAACGUACCUAAAAGCUUUCGAAAUUCGGAAUACAUAUCAUAAACAUGGAGAUGACGAAUAAGGUUGUUGAAGCCAAAACAAAACAUUGUAAAGAAAGUUGAAGAUUGAACAAAGACGUUGAAUGAUGAGGAGGACAUGAUGAAAGAUGAAGAUGAAGAAGAGUACUUGGGCUAUGGGGAUGUUUUGUUGUUUCUUCUCCAAUGGUUUGUG
Molecule: messenger RNA, 2768 nt
Organism: Camelina sativa (false flax)
Lineage: Eukaryota; Viridiplantae; Streptophyta; Magnoliopsida; Brassicales; Brassicaceae
Source: RefSeq, a predicted model, not a curated record